GGUGCCAAAUGCUCUGUGAGGCACUGUCUGCUGCCACUAUUGCCGCUCUGUGGCUUCAGCUCAUGUCUUCUGUUUCAGGGUUUUGAGAUAGUUGCUUUUAUAAGAAACAGAUUUGUCCAGAUCCCCAGACUCUUCCCCCACUGCCAGCUCUGUGAACGCGGUCCCUGCAGGUACUCAUCACCAACCUGGAAGCAGUCCUUCAAUAACCAGGCAAUGUGGGAAAAGCUAUGAGAAUGAUUACAGUUGAAAUAAGAACUCUGCUUGGAUGAGUUUUUGAAUCACACUGUGCUUAAACUACACCAUCAGGCAAAUGGAGGGGAACUCCCAAAUGACACACAUCUUUUGCCUCCACCUCCUAAAUCACAUGCCAGCCUUGGGAUCUCCAGCCUAGGACAUGUGGAUGAAUGCACCAGGGCUCCAGUGCUCCUAAUCACCUCCUUCCCCCCCCCGGAACCCCAGCAGUUUUCUUCCCCUGUGGUAUUUUGGAAGACCAGAUAGUAACUAGAGUGAAAGGAGGCUGUGCAUGAAAAUGUACACGUUCGUUCUCAAAGACAAUAAGGUAGUGAAUGUUUUUUUUUCCUCAAGGAUGUGUUUUUGUAAGACAAAUAUCCCUGAAUAUCUUUGGAGAUCAGCAGGUUCUCUAGCAAUCCUGCUCUGGUUCCCAGAAGUAUUUUUCCUUCUUCCCUGAUAAUGUUUCUUUGGCACUGACUUCCAUGAGCCAUAGACUGAAGGUCAGGAAUUACUUUCCAGAUUAGAACUGGAUAGUGAAGCUAUUAAAAGGCAAUCAAGUGCACUAAAAGCUCAGAAAGAGCCUUAAAUUUAACUUAUUCCCUUUCCAAAUCUAUUUUCUAAGUUACGAUACCCAAGUAUUAUAGCAGCAGAGAAAGAGAUGUGUUUUUUUCCACCCUUCCUGACAGUAAAAUGAUAAGGAAAAUGAAAGAACAAAGAAAUUUAGGCCUAAAACAACUGUUCAGAACUGAAACGCUUUUUCUCCCAGCAGGGUGAGAGCUUAGCACAAUGAUAAAACUGCAAGAACGUACCUUGGUUCAUCUUUUUAAAACUGCAGAAGGCAAGACAGACACUUAAGCAGCAGAUAAACUUUCAAAGUAGGAAACAGCUCAUUUUAUGGAAAGCAAGGAUUUAGCAUUGGAAUCUAAUCCAUCUGAUCAUCCCAGAGCAAGCACAAUUUUCCUUAGCAAGUCUCAAACAGAUGUGAGAGAGAAGAGGAAGAGUAACCACAUCAACCAUGUUUCUCCAGGGCAGCUUACAAAAAAAUACAGCUCAUGCUCAACAAUAUUUAUAGAUGACAGCACGGUCAGUCAACCUAAUCUUAGAAGCACAAUAAAGUGUGUAACAUUAGCAAUAUUCUACCACAUAAAGAACAGAGAUUCAGACAGAUCAUUGGAUAUUUUUGAUGAAAAAUCUCAUCCUCUCACACGGGAAGAAGUUCCAGAUGACUACUACAAGCAUGACCCUGAUCACAAGCACAUCUACCGGUUUGUUCGGACACUUUUCAGUGCUGCACAACUGACAGCUGAAUGUGCAAUAGUGACAUUGGUUUAUUUGGAAAGGCUUUUAACCUAUGCAGAGAUUGACAUCUGCCCUAGUAACUGGAAGAGGAUAGUCUUAGGAGCUAUUCUGCUGGCUUCUAAAGUCUGGGAUGAUCAGGCUGUUUGGAAUGUGGAUUAUUGCCAAAUAUUGAAGGACAUUACUGUUGAGGACAUGAAUGAGAUGGAAAGACACUUCUUGGAGCUACUGCAGUUUAAUAUCAAUGUUCCUGCCAGUGUUUACGCCAAAUACUACUUCGAUCUCCGCUCCCUAGCAGAUGACAAUAACCUGAGCUUUCUGCUGGAGCCUCUUAGUAAAGAGAGAGCACAGAAACUGGAGGCUAUCUCCCGGCUGUGUGAAGAUAAAUACAAAGACUUGUCAAAAGCUGCUAUGAGACGAUCUUUCAGUGCUGAUAAUUUAGUUGGUAUCCGCCGUUCUAAUGCCAUCCUCUCCUGAGGAGAGAGAAAGGUGCAGCACCAUGAACCAGCAUCCAUAUCAAUUGGAGGAAUACCACCACUCCAUGCACACAAGCCAGCGGUGAUGGUGUCUUCCAGCAAAAGGAGGAGAGGAGGGGCAAAAUUAGCCAAGGGAGCCCAGAGCUUGAGGAGUAUACUUGGUGCAAAAGUCAAGACCUUUAUCAAAUCAACUCUCUCCUCCUUUUAAUUUAUCCAGAGGUGCAAAAACAAACUUCUCUCCAUCUUUUCCCCACAGAUGUUUGCUUACUAUGUAGGCCUAUAGCUGUGAACUCUUGAGGUUUUUAAUAAUAAGUAGUUUUAAAUUUUAGAAUUUAAACACUAACCACAUGACUAUAGUUACAAUGUUCUUCCCUCCUCUCCCCUGUCAUCUAGAGUCUCACUGCAUUUGUAUUUCAGGCCAAUGCAGUGUUAACAAAAACAAAACAGAACAUGGGACUCUAAAGUAUAAAGCCACUCUGGAGCUGAAAACAAUAGCAUAGACAUGUGUUGAUGGUUUUUCCCUGGUUUGGCUACUAAAAGCUGCUAUUAUUGGUGAUCUGUUCGUAACCAAGAAGCUGCACAGCAGGAAGGAAUCCCAGCUCUGCACCAACUUCACUCCAGUAGACAUUGUCAAAAGACUUUGAAUGUUUUGACUGGGGGCAGAGAGAUGGUUUUAUGUAUUGUUAAAAUAUAUAGGGUCCAUGCUGCAUUUCUUGUGAAUUAUGGUGCUUCUCUCAUUUUGUAAUACUUAUUAUUGCUCCGGAAGAGACGCAAUCUGUAUAUUUCUCUGAGGCAUUGAAUGAGAAAGUUGGUCUGGAAACAUCAUCACCAUCCCAAACAGUGUAGCAAUGCAGUGGUGAAUGGCAUGUGUGCAGCACUGCUUCUCGAGUUCUACUGCAGAUCUCUUGUGCUAUAUACAGUGGAGUUCCUAAAGCUGAUAUUGUGCAUCCAUCUGGCUCUCCUUGAGUAUUUGUUUCUUGGGAGGGUUUUACAUUCAUAAUGAGACAGUAAUGAGUUUGAGAAUCCUAGACUACCUAACAGGGUAGAUUUAAAAAAAAAAAAAAAAAAAAAAGUUCAACUGAUAAUUGUCAAAAAUAUUUCUUUAAAACCUUUUUUUCCCCAAAGUGAAUUUUAUCUUGCGCAAAUGUUCUUGAGGCUUGGGUUUUGUUCUGAGACUUUGGAAUGGGACCUCACUUUCAGGCUCUGAACCUGAACUCUAAACAGGAUAAGUAUUAUUAGACUCUUCCUGUUACAAGUCUUUGUGAUAUCUUCCCUUCUUGGAUCCAAAUAGAUUCUAGGCAGUUUGUCCUAGGAGCAGAUCUCCCUCCAAAUGGCAUGGUUUCUGUGCACUUCCUCUUCCAGCCAAGGUCCAGAAACUUACACUGAAUAGCAAGUCCAUACACUUUUGAGAGUGGGGGUGUCUGAGUGCAAUAAUCAGUUUGGCUGCACUCAACUGUUAAAAUGAUGCAUAAAGUCUUUUGUGGUAUGCAAAUAUGCCAGCCCCUGGCUCUCAAAUCCAUGGAACUUGGCACUUCAGGUAUUGAUCACAAUUCAAUUUUGAAAAUACUGCUACAUCUUCAGGUGGUUUUCCUUUCUCAUGUUUGUAUUAAAAGAAAAGCUAAUAAACUCUAUUUUAAUUAAA
Molecule: messenger RNA, 3645 nt
Organism: Oxyura jamaicensis (ruddy duck)
Lineage: Eukaryota; Metazoa; Chordata; Aves; Anseriformes; Anatidae
Gene: CCNYL1
Product: cyclin Y like 1
Exons: 11
Coding region: 1126-2004 (292 amino acids)
Biological process (GO): regulation of canonical Wnt signaling pathway; regulation of cyclin-dependent protein serine/threonine kinase activity
Cellular component (GO): plasma membrane
Molecular function (GO): cyclin-dependent protein serine/threonine kinase activator activity; protein kinase binding
Source: RefSeq, a predicted model, not a curated record